Molecule: messenger RNA, 2161 nt
Organism: Pezoporus occidentalis (night parrot)
Lineage: Eukaryota; Metazoa; Chordata; Aves; Psittaciformes; Psittacidae
Gene: CKAP2L
Product: cytoskeleton associated protein 2 like
Exons: 9
Coding region: 56-2014 (652 amino acids)
Cellular component (GO): centrosome; mitotic spindle; cytosol
Source: RefSeq, a predicted model, not a curated record
UGAAGAAGGCGUUCUCCAAUAAGUGCCGCGCGGCGGUUGGUGGCGGCUGUUCAUCAUGGAGCGGGUUGGGACGGUUCCUCCGGAAGAGCAGAGGAGACGGCUCCAGGACUAUGUUGCAGCCAGAGGAAAGCCAAAAUGCCCGAGCGCAAAACCCUUUUUAAAGGACCAGACAAAUCACCUGAAUCCUCCCUUAGAACCAGUGUCUAAACUGCAGCAUGUCGACAGGAACAAGAAGGAUGUUCCUGGAAACAAGGGGAAGGGUGAUGGUGAAGUUGGUGCCAAACCCAAGUGGCAUGCUGGCCAUGCUGCACAGAAGUCUUCAAGCACGUCCCAGAGAGCAGUGGUGGCACAUCCAGAGCAGCCAAGGAAGAGUGCAAAGCUUCCCGUGAGCCACCCUGCACAGAACAGAGUGAGGCUCCCAGCUGCAAACUGUGGUCACCUAAAUCCAGAAAGGACCAAGAAGCCUGCACAGGAGACUGACCCCACUGCAGCACCUCUGACUGGAAGGGGCCACCCCUCUCCUGGGACAGCUUGCUCUCCAAAUGAGGGUCUGGAGGACAGGCUGGUGUGCAACAAAGAAAACGAGUGUGCACAGGCCUCCACACACUUGGCUCACAGGCAAAGCUCAGCCAUAAAGCCAAGAGCAGUCACGGGCCCAAAGGACAGAAUGAAUAGCUGCCAGGUUAAGGAAGAGCCAUUUGAGGAUAAAUUCAGGAAAACCCUGCUAGGCUCAAAGAGCAUGUCUCAAAACCCAAGUACCAAAACUCGGCCGUUGCAGUUCCCUUGGCCACUCACUGCAUCUACUCAUUUGCUACCUAAAGGAAGGCAGCCCACAGAGAAGCCGCCGCGCUGCACGUUUCCAGUGGGAAGUCUUGAGCACCAGAGUAGACCCCCUCAGAUGAAAAGAUCUCCCACAAAGCCUCCGGCCUCUGGCAGGCCCCAAGGCUCCACAAACCUGAACACCAGCCUGAAGCCAGGUGGCACUGUGCCGUGGCAAAGGUCCCUGGCUAAAGGGGAGGUGGAUAGGAGGGGCAUGAAGGUGGUGCCUCCCAGAUGUGCAGCAGCAUCCCAAGUGACAGCCCCCCAAAACCAGCCUUGCAGCACACAGGGCUCCAAAACUCAAGCAACUGAAGGCAAUUUUAGGAGGAGAGAGUUGCCAGAGGCAAGUGGCAUACAGGCAAGGCGUGUUCCCAAGAACGUGUCAGCAGCAGAUCGCAAGAAACAGCUGGAAGAGUGGUUGGCAUCCAAAGGCAAGACGUACAAACGGCCACCUAUGAUGCUGCUCCAGAAAAAGGCAGUGAAGCUGCCCUGCAGAAAUGUCAAGGAGAAAGAAAAGCAGGAGGAACUGGAGAAGCAUUGCUUGGAGAAGAUCAACGAUGUAUUAACUGAGUGCUUGAAGCUCAUUGAGGAGGGUGUUGAGACCGAGGAGGUCUUGGAGGUGCUGUCUCAUGUGCCCCAGGCAGAGAAAUUUGCCAACUUCUGGAUCUGCAAAGCGAAACUGCUCGCCCGGAGCGGCCCCUUUGAUGCGGCAGGGCUGUACAGAGCUGCGGUCUGUGCUGGCGCUGUGCCGCUGCAGGAGCUCAGAGAAGUUGUCCUUAAUAUCCUGAAGACUGCAGACCAAAUGCCAGAAGGGGAAAAGUCACAGCCAAGUCCUGAGGAGCCCAAGAGCCCAAGCAAGAGGCAGCACGUGGCAGUGACUCCCUGCCUGCCAGGCAGGUCCCUGACCAGCCUGCCUGCUUCAAUCAAGUUACAGGUUACCUCUGUACCCAGAGUAAAGGAGCUGCUGCAAGGCCCAGAGCUGAAAUUCCUGACACCUGUGCGACGCUCAGCGCGCAUAGAGCGGGUUGGGAGCUGCUACCCGGAGCUGCUGAGGGACCAUGACCCUGUGGUGUCGUCCCUCAGUGAAAUCCUGGAUGCGGAGGAGGAGACCCAGUUCUUCUUCCGGAAAAACAAGGCUUUGCCGGAGGUGGCGGAGCUGGAGGGGCUGAGUUUGUACCCCCCUGAGAGCUGCUGAGGGCUUCCCAGCAGGGUGCAGGCUUUUUGCUGCCCUGCACUUCACAGACUCCUCUUGUUGCCUGUCAACUGUAAAUAUGUAUGUGUUGUACAUGAUAAGCCUGUUUUAAAUAUAUAAGCACUGUUCUAAAUAAACUCUCUGUGUGGA